GAGGCAGACCACAUUUACGCGCACAACCUCGCACGUAGACUGAAGCGGGUAUCGUGAAAUAUAGCUUAAGAGUACAUUGUGCCCAGCACGUUUGAUUCCGACAGUAGCUGUCUGAAAAAACCUUAUGUGUUUAAACGGCUUGCUAGGUUGUGAUUGAGUAUAUGAUAGAGAAAUGCGGAUACACCAUUAAAAGGCACCCUGCUGUUUGUCAUCACCUGCCACCAGUCCUCUGGUUGUUAUUGGUUAUUUUAAUAUACGGUGUUGCUACAUGCAAAUCUCGGGGACUAUGUAAGCAUCAUGCUGGCGGUGCGAUGCCUGGUGUUCGCUGCAGUGAGUGCACGGUUUGCCGUGACAGACUGGGGCAGCUCAGUGACGCGGGAGAGAUCCGUUUGGGAAUGGGAAUCAGUAGAAGACCGGGGGGAACGGGUACCAGCUGCCGAGGAGGUCACUCAUCCCAAACGACUAGUGCAACAGAUCGAUGCCGAAGGAGAACUGGUUCACGGUCACCUCGACACACGGGUAAAGAACCUCACAGCAGGAGCUCUGCCUGUCCAUCUGGCCCAGAGCAGUUUCCUGGUAGAGGCCUUUGGCAGAUCCUUCAUCCUGGACCUGGAACUCAACCACAAUCUACUGUCCUCAGACUAUGUGGAGCGUCACUUUGACGAGGAGGGCAGGCCGCUCCAGAACCUGGGAGGAGAGCACUGCUAUUACCAUGGUCAGAUGAGAGAGGUACCAGGUUCCUGGGUGGCUCUGUCUACCUGUCAUGGUCUACGUGGGAUGUUUUCCGAUGGCAACUUCUCCUAUGGCAUCGAGCCUGUCCUUAAUGGCAGCGGGGAGGAGCUGAGUGAACACGUUGUGUAUCGUAUGCCUGAUCUGGACCUGCUGCUGCAACACUGCCCAGGAUGUUUAGUGAACAGCAGUGACACUGAGGGAGGCAUCAAGAGUGACAUAGAGGCGGAAGGUGACAAAGAAGGUGGAAAUGACGAGGUUUCGUUUGAACAGGAGGAAUCCGUCUUUUCUCAGGGUUUGAGGCGCGCAAAGAGACAGGUUCGUCGUGGUCAACGCACGGUUCAGACGGAGACCAAGUACAUAGAGCUGAUGGUUGUCAACGAUCAUGACCUGUUUGUUCAGAUGCGUAGGUCGACGUCGCAGACAAGGAACUUUGCCAAAGCGGUGGUCAACAUGGCAGACGCGAUCUACAAAGAACAACUCAACACCAGGAUAGUGUUGGUUGCCAUGGAAACUUGGUCAUCCCAGAAUAUGGUUUCCGUUGGCGAUGACCCCUUGCUGACCCUGCGCGACUUCAUGAAAUACAGGAAGGAGAGCAUCAAGGAACGCAGCGAUGCAGCACACCUGUUCUCGGGAAGAACCUUCCUGAGCAGUCGAAGUGGGACAGCCUACAUCGGAGGAAUCUGCUCCCUGACCCGUGGUGGGGGGGUCAAUGAGUAUGGGAACGUGGGCCCUAUGGCCAUUACGCUGUGCCAGAGUCUGGGACAGAACCUUGGCAUGAUGUGGAACAAGGAGAGACCUGCUGCUGGAGAUUGCAGGUGCCCGGACCCUUGGCUGGGGUGUAUCAUGGAGGAUACAGGGUACUACCUGCCCAGGAAGUUCUCUCGCUGCAGUAUAGAUGAAUACCUGCGCUUCCUCCAGCAAGGAGGGGGCAGUUGUCUCUUUAACAAGCCCAGCAAGCUCCUGGAUCCCCCAGAGUGUGGGAACGGCUUUGUGGAAGUGGGCGAGGAGUGUGACUGUGGCUCUCAGGUGGAGUGUGGGCGCAGCGGAGGGGCCUGCUGUAAGAAGUGUACUCUUACCCACGAUGCCAUGUGCAGUAACGGCCUCUGCUGCAGGAACUGCAGGUAUGAGAUUAGGGGGGUGACGUGUCGUGAGACUGGAAAUGACUGCGACGUCCCUGAAAUGUGUACAGGAGACUCCAGUCAGUGUCCUCAUAAUGUCCACAAACUCGAUGGGUACAUGUGUGAUGUCGGACAGGGACGUUGCUACGGGGGCCGCUGCAAGACCAGAGAUGGCCAGUGCAAGACUCUUUGGGGCCACAACUCGGCUGAUCGGUUCUGUUAUGAGAAGCUCAACUCCGAGGGCACAGAGAAGGGAAACUGUGGACGAGACUCCAGCGGACAGAGCUGGGUCCAGUGCAAUAAGCAGGAUGUGCUCUGUGGGUUUCUGCUGUGCACCAACAUGUCUGCCAAGCCCAGCUUUGGAGAGCUGCAGGGGGACCUGACCAGCAUGACCAUCUACCACCAGAACAAGUACCUGGACUGCCGCGGGGGUCACGCGGUGCUGGAGGACGGCUCCGACCUGGGCUACGUUGAGGAUGGGACGCCGUGCGGCCCCAACAUGAUGUGCCUGGAUCGUCGCUGCCUGCCCGUCAACACCUUCAACCUCAGCACCUGCCCCGGCUCCUCCCCCUCCCGGGUCUGCUCCCACCAUGGGACAUGUAGUAAUGAGGUGAAGUGCAUCUGUGAUCCAGACUACACAGGAAAGGACUGCAGCGUGUACGAUCCCAUCCCUGACCCCACCCCUCCAGAGGGCCCAGAGAAAUACAAAGGUCCCAGUGGCACCAAUAUCAUAAUAGGGUCCAUCGCAGGGGCAAUCCUGCUGGCAGCUAUUGUCCUAGGAGGAACUGGAUGGGGAUUUAAAAACAUCCGAAGAGGAAGAUCUGGAGGCGGUUGAAAAGUGUGUCCACCUGCUGUCCUGUCUUCCUUGCACUGUGUCCUAUCCACUUUGAGGAGAAAAAGCAAAGAUGUCUUCCAUUAUCUUUACUCUCAAACUACACCUCUCACAAUCCUCCUUUUCAACUUCUUUCUGUUUAUUUUUUAACUUUGUUCCUUCAUCCCUGAAUCGUCUCACCUCUUGCCUUCGGUAGGUUUCAAACUGAAAUACAUUCCAGCCAGAUCUGAAUACCUGACAGGCAAUGGCCACGCUGUAUUGCCUACAUCUCCAAUGUAAUGCUUCUUUGUCGGAGGCCUUCCAAUGUCAUUCCAUUUUGCCCCACAGUUUAACCUCUUAAGCAUUGUUGAUGAAGUGUUGGAGAAUGUCAUAAACCAGAUGAAAGGGGACCCAGAUCUGUAUUACCUUAACAUAAGUGCUUUACUGAUAUAAUUAGUUUAGCUUUCUUCUUCUUGUGAUUGAACAGUUCGUCUUACCUGCUAAUUGGACUGUUACGCUUUACCCCCCUUUAAAGGAUUGUUUGUAGAGAACAAGUAAAAGUUCAUUAAUCACUUCAUCCAUGUAUGGAUGCGUGUAAAGUUCUAUCUCACUCAAAAGAUGGUUUCCAUACCUGUAACCUUCCCCCACGGCUGAUGUAUUGCACAUCAUCAGACACAGAGUGAGACUAUAUAUAUUUAUUUUCUGGUUUUGAACUACAGUAAAAGUUCAUUUUUAGCACUAUUUAGGAAAGAGUUCCAGGUUCCAACUUGAUCUGCUUGCUUGUGAAUCAAGCACAAGUAUUUAAAAUGGUGUAGUUAAACUGGACUAAUACAUGUAUUCCUUUACCUCAUAUGAUGCUGCUUGUCAGUAUGAAUCAGUAGUCUCUCCUUCCUUAAUCAGUAAUUCAAUCAAACAUAAUAUGCAGAAUGUCUGAAUGUAUAUCUCAAGCUUUCGAUUGAGCAAAGACUUAUCGCACCAGUGUCGACAAAGUAACUUUGCACGGGUUGACAACCUAGCUAGAUAGUCGAUUGCACAUGCACACUCUAUAGAAUGUGUAUCACACCGUAUAACAUUAAAUCCAUAGAGAUUGAUUAUGCGUACAUGUAGGCUGGAUAUGGGUGCUUCUGUAUAUUUGUAUCGUAGUUUCACACAUUUAGACGGCAGGGAAAUGUGACCAGCUCAGCCAUGGGAAGCACAAGUUUGUGAUGGCUCCCUAAUGGCUUCCCUUCCAAGAAGCCCUUAGGGAGAUGAUGAUGAAAUGCAGGAAUGACCAUUAAUUGGAGCUUGAUUCAGUAUUUCAUUUACAAAUACUACCCCUGGGGGAAUGUAUUCACUUUAACUGAAUAGGAAUUAAAAUUAUAUGUAUUAUUUCCAUGAAAUGGGUAGUGAACCAUAUUUGAAACGUUUUUUUAAACCGAGAUUAAACUUGUUCUCAAAUUGUGAAGAUAUCGCUCGAUUAAGUUAAAUGUAUACAAUGUGGAUCAAAAUUAGCUGUACACAAGCAUAUCUAAUGAAUUCAUUUGGUAAAGGUUUACUGUAUGCAGAUUUUGAAUUUUAUAAUGCAAUGCACACAAAUUAACACAUUACUUUCACAAUGAAACAAGCUUUACCAUACUGUGAAAACAAUUACCUUCUCCCACUAAGAAAGAAAGUGUAGACGGUGUGUGCCACAC
Molecule: messenger RNA, 4334 nt
Organism: Hypomesus transpacificus
Lineage: Eukaryota; Metazoa; Chordata; Actinopteri; Osmeriformes; Osmeridae
Gene: adam11
Product: ADAM metallopeptidase domain 11
Exons: 27
Coding region: 298-2685 (795 amino acids)
Biological process (GO): proteolysis
Molecular function (GO): metalloendopeptidase activity
Source: RefSeq, a predicted model, not a curated record